AUGGAAGUAAUGGUAACUCAUUUGACUGAACUAAAGGUGACAGUUGUUAUUGAUACAAAAAAAACAUGUUCUCUAGCAGGAAAGUGGUUAACUUUUAAAGAUGAUGAAAUUAAUAAUUUUUACUUGUUUAAAUUAAGUUUAAAUAGCCAUAUACGAAAAUAUUUAGAUCUUCGAUUUAUAUAUGAUGAUGAUUAUAAAAUAACUUAUAAAGUUAAUGGUCGAGAGCAAGCUAUGUGCAUAAAUGAUAGAGAGGAUUUUUUAAAUUUUGUCGACGAAUGUAAAAAACCUGAUAAUUUGGCAAAAAUGAUGUAUCUUUAUAUUAUCUUAAAAAAUCCAGAACAAUUUCAUAAAAGGAAAUCAGAA
Molecule: messenger RNA, 363 nt
Organism: Racocetra persica
Lineage: Eukaryota; Fungi; Glomeromycota; Glomeromycetes; Diversisporales; Gigasporaceae
Source: the annotation of a GenBank genome assembly